Nerophis lumbriciformis (worm pipefish) is the source of this 684-nucleotide messenger RNA. The record is from RefSeq and is a predicted model, not a curated record. NCBI's taxonomy places the organism in Eukaryota, Metazoa, Chordata, Actinopteri, Syngnathiformes, Syngnathidae.
AUGUUGUCCGAGGGCCCGCGGACGUUUGAAACGGCCAAAGACGUCAUCCUGUCCGCGCACAAUAGCACUUCCAGGCCGGACCAGAUCCAGUUCUACGACCGGUGGGCCCAAACUUACGAGCAGGAUGUCGAUCUUAUUGAGUACCGUGCUCCCGGGCUGGCAGCGGGCCGAGUGUCUGACCACUUUAGCGGCGAGCGCCGAACAGCCGCGGUGUUAGAUGUGGCCUGCGGCACGGGCAUGGUGGCCCAGAUGAUGAAACGUGAUGGGUUUGAGCGCUUUGUGGGCGUCGACGGUAGCAAGGGGAUGCUGCAGCAUGCCAGAGACAGUGGACUGUAUCAGGAUCUCAAGUUGGCCAUGCUCGGCGACCAAACGCUUCCUGUCCCUGCAGAUGAAUUUGAUGUGGUGAUGAUUGUUGGCGGUCUCAGUGCGAGUCACGUUCCCGUGAAGGUGAUCCGUGAGUUGUGGAUGGCCGCUAAGCGGGGGGGCCUCAUCUGCAUGACAACCAGGAGUAAUCAUGACAAUCUCGAAUACAAGGAGGCCUUGGAAGGUGAAAUGGCGGAAAUGGAGGCCGAGGGACUGUGGCACCGCAUUGACGUUACUCAUGUGACCAAAUGGGAGCGAGGGGUGACUGACCAAGAGAGGGGAUACAUCCCUGGAUGGGUGUAUGUCUUUCAAAAGCUCUAA